Messenger RNA from Erythranthe guttata (spotted monkey flower), 1152 nucleotides. Its product is annotated as histidine-containing phosphotransfer protein 2-like. Gene Ontology annotation, cellular component: nucleus; cytoplasm. NCBI's taxonomy places the organism in Eukaryota, Viridiplantae, Streptophyta, Magnoliopsida, Lamiales, Phrymaceae. Gene Ontology annotation, molecular function: protein histidine kinase binding; histidine phosphotransfer kinase activity. The record is from RefSeq and is a predicted model, not a curated record. Gene Ontology annotation, biological process: phosphorylation; cytokinin-activated signaling pathway; phosphorelay signal transduction system.
UCAAAGUUGAAUAAUUUCGAUUUUUUGCAAUAAUUUCUUUUUAAGGGAACUCUUAGAAUAAGCCACGUAGGCAGUUAAGAGGGGUAAAAAUGAAAACUUCCUUUUUUAAAAUUCGAUAGACAUAAUUAACUUAAGAUGCCUAAAUAAAAUAAAAAUAAUAAUUACAACAAAAUUAAUUAAAAUAAUAAAUAAGUAUAUAAUAACCAAGAAUAAAUCCAGUUCAGAAUCUAUGCACCUCCACAUUCACAAAAUAAAACCCUUUCAGAGUUUUGCUCCGGCGAGAGGACAAACUUCCGACGCCGUACUUUUCAUCUUUCCGGCAAUCGGUACAGCCUAGAAAGAUGCCCCGGAAAGUACAAAAUCCACCAGAAUUUGUCCCAACCGAUAAAUGCAUAGCCAUGGAUUUGAAGAAGAUGGAUACAGACUCACUCAACCGAAUGCUGCUCGAUCGCAUUCAAGAACUCGAACGAAAAGGUUUGGUAGAUCACAAUUUUCGACAGUGCUACUUGUUGAAAGAGAUCAGUAGUCUGACAUUUUUCUUGGACCUGAUUGUCGUAUUUCUCGAUGAUGUUCACACGGUGGUGAGAGCUAUGGCAAAAACAUUGACUCAACCAGUUGUGAACUACGAUGAAAUGUAUUCGCAUCAUAUCAAGCUUAAAGGAAGUUCUUCAUGUAUCGGUGCUUGUCGAAUUAAAGAUGCAUGUUUCAAAAUACGUCAUGCUAUCGAGAGCAAUUCCAAAGACGGGUGUCUCCAGGUGUUGAAUGUUGUACACAAUGAAUACAAGAGUCUGCAUGAACAGUUCGACGGCGUUAUCAAGAUUGAGCGGGAACUCGUUUCGAGGGGAACCAGACAAGCGUCGUAGGAAAAAUCGAGCAUGGUUAUUUUGUAGCAGACAGAAGCCAUAGUAUUUUUCUUUUCCUUUAAAAAAAAAUAAUAAUAAUUUAAUAAUCAUCAGGAACAAGGGAACUUGUUGAAGUUGUGACCCUUGUUCAUUAAGUACUGUCAUCUCUUGAAUUUGCUCUUUUUCUUGAUUAUGGAUUAUUUUUGUGAUGUAUACAUACAUACAUAUAUACAUGUAUAUAUGUAGCAUUUGGAAUUGUUUGAAUGGGAUUCAUUCUUUGAUAAAUUUCAAAUUUAGUUGAUUAGAAAAU